GUACGCAGGAAGCCUUCUUUGGGGAACUGGCCAUGUGGCAAGACAAGCCAGUGUCCCGACCUUGGUCUGCCCAAGAUGAUGCCGCUUUUCACGAUGCCAUUGCGCGCAACGACUCGCAAACAGCAUGGAGUACUUGGCUUGGCUGUGCUCUCGGUUUGACGGGACAAGAGACUCCUUACAGAACCGCCAAGGGAGCGGUCGUUGCUAAGGACACGGUGGAGCUGAGGAAUUCUCUCAACGAUCGCCGGCGCAGUGCCAUCGCGGCAUGGAAGAUCCGAAUGCGAGACGUUCGGAAACAGGUUCUGGCGGCUCAGACCUUCAGUGAGGUUGUGGCUUCCAAGGCUACGCCCUUUCCGGGCCUUCCGGAGUGGACCAUUCAGGACAUUCGAGCUCAGGUUCGUUCCACGGCGGCUGGUCUUGAUGGGAUUUCUUUCCAACACAUCGGCGAUCUGGAAGAUGAGCAUCUUCAACGGCUUGUUGACUUGUUCAAUGCUUUUGACAAGGGGCUUCCCUUUCCAGCUUCGUGGAGCAACGCUCGUCUGGUUUGUAUCCCGAAGGAUGAUGGGUCGGCACGGCCUUUGUCUAUUUUGCAUACUGUUUACAGAAUGUGGGCGGCUCGAACUGCGAAGCACUUCGGCGAGUGGUGCUCCUGGUUUCCGGAUGAACUUGUCGGCGGUCGCAAUGGCGCUCCGUCUGCUGUGGAUACGGGGAACGAGGUUUCCUCCUGGCUUGCCGCCUCGCAUUUCGAUGAUGCUUUUCUGGCUGGCGCUUGUCUUGACACGAUUAAGUGCUUCGACACCGUGAGCCUGCACAGUCUCAAGGCUCUCCUGCGGCAUGCGGGCGCCCCGAUUUGCAUGUUCAACGUCGUGAGCAUUUGGGAAAGCUUGACGAGACAUGUUUGGCUCUGCGAUGGGCCCACCGGCGUGACCAUCAAAGCAGCGGAGCAGAGGGGACUUCCUCAGGGGGACCCUCUUGCCCCGUGGGCCCUCAACCUCGUGAUGGCUGCUUGGGUUUGGAGCCUUCCCAAGCUUGAUUUGCUUCGUGUUUUCUUAGACGACAGAUGUCUCUUAAACAAGGAUGUUGACGUGCUGGCCUCGGCGCUUCGGGCCACGAGGGUCUUCGAUGCUGCUUUUGGGUUGAGCAUCCAUCCCUUGAAAUCUUGCAGAUUCUUUGUGGGGCCUGCUCAAGAUGAUGUUUCAGCUGCUGAGUGGCGUCGACUUCCACUUAAGGAGUCUGUCAAGUACCUCGGUGUCAUGCUCGAGACAGCAUCUGGCGCUGACUGCACGCUGGGUGAUCACAGAGCCUCUGUGGUACGCUCCAAGGUACUGCGUGCUCGCCUCCUCCCUAAUCGGGAGACACGGAGAGGUCUGCUUGCAGCAUACUUGCAAGGUCUGUAUGCUGAAGGCACUCCUGUGUCUCAGCUGGUCAUCGAUAAGCUCAGGACGGCCGUCGUUCAAGCUUGGUGGGGACCGACCCUGCACCCUCAUAAUUACAUGAGAAGCACAGCUUUGACAUUGGGCCUUCUGGCCCCCUUGCAUCGCAUGGAUCCCAGCAUGAUUCAGUGUUACUCUGCAGUUGUUGCGCUUGCGCGUCUCUCUCUGCGCAGUCAGCCAGUCGUCAGAGUUCUCUGGCGGGCCUGCUCUAGGCUUCGAGGUACGGUUGUCGGAUUUGCUAGGUUGGUUCGUCGGUCGUUGAAGGUUUUGGGCUGGACCUGGCCUGAUUGGGAGCAUGUUUGUCCUCGAGAGGAUUGUGCGAUUAGGUUGACUGAUCUUGCACGCAAAGAUCGGGAAGGACAGAAGGCAAAGCAUGUGCUUCGCUGUGAGCUGCGCUCGUGGUGGUGGAAGCACUGGGAUGGCAGUAGAAUUUGUCAUGAGGGCUUGUCUUCAGGAAUCGACAGACGGCGUACCUUGCAGCCGUUGAUCGAGCUGGGAUGCCGCCGUCGUACCUUCGGGUGGGACGGCUCUGACUUAGGUGCUCGCUACGCCCGCUUCCUCGCGGACGCGCUGUGGAGCAGACACCGUCUGUUCAAAGCAUCUAAGGUGGCUGACGCGCGCUGCCGGCGCUGUGGCCUCGACGACGAACACACCGAUCACUUCUUAUGGUCCUGCGGCGCCAACGACGCUGCGCGACGAGAGCUGGCAGUUGCUUGGACGGCCGCCAUGGUUCCAGGAGGAGUUCCUGCUGCAGCUCUUCCCGGCUGCCUGCCUCAGUGCAUGCGACAGACUGGCGUAAUCACGCUUAACUGCGGCUUCACGGAUGGUCAAAUCCAAGCUUUGCAGCGCUACUUUGUGCGGGUAUUAUGCGAAUGGGCUGCUCAUCGUCAAGAUGCUGCCGAGGAACAGGAUGCUGAAGGCGAUCCUUUCCAUGCUUUGCUUAGCGAGGAGAGUGACUGA
Molecule: messenger RNA, 2393 nt
Organism: Symbiodinium sp. CCMP2592
Lineage: Eukaryota; Dinophyceae; Suessiales; Symbiodiniaceae
Source: the annotation of a GenBank genome assembly